CUAGUCUAAUCACAAUUCAGUGCCAUUAUGCAACGUCACCGCGCAUUGCAGGCCUCCAGCAUUUGACUCCAACAAUUGCAUUUAAAAUUUAACCAGUUAUAUAGUUUAUUAUUACAUUCGUGAUCAGACAUCAGACCCACAGAGACGACAGGCAAAAUGCUACGCAGCUGCCAGUUAGCCCUCUCCGCCGCCAAGAGAAGCCUUCGCGAGCAGUUCCAGUUGCAAGUCCUCCGUCACCAGCAAACUGCCAGUAAUAUGGAGAAAUUUGAUCUCCCCAAGCGAUUGCAGGGCAGCACGCCCAGCGUCUGGAACGAGUAUAUUGCCCUGGCCAUGCAGUAUAAGCCCUUGAACUUGGGACAGGGAUUUCCCGAUGAUGCCGCCCCCGAGUACGUUACCCACUCGCUGGCUGACAUUGCCAAGGACGAGAAUCCUCUACUGCAUCAGUACACUCGCGGUUACGGUCACGUGCGCCUGGUCAAUGCGCUGUCCAAGCUGUAUAGCGGUCUCGUUGGCAAGGAGCUUAAUCCCCUAAGCGACAUCCUGAUUACAGCAGGCGCCUACGAGGCUCUCUACUCCACCAUCAUGGGCCAUGUUGAUGUGGGCGACGAGGUGAUCAUUAUUGAACCGUUCUUUGAUUGCUAUGAGCCUAUGGUCAAGAUGGCCGGUGGAGUGCCCCGCUUUGUUCCCCUAAAAUUGCAAAAGACAAAGGGACCAAUCAGCUCGGCUGACUGGGUGCUGGACGAUGCCGAAUUCGAGAGUUUGUUCAACUCCAAAACAAAGAUGAUUAUCCUGAACACACCCCACAAUCCCAUUGGAAAGGUCUUCAACCGGAAGGAACUAGAGAGAAUUGCCGAGCUCUGCCGCAAGUGGAAUGUGCUGUGCGUUUCGGACGAGGUGUAUGAGUGGCUGGUGUUCGACGGAGCCGAGCACAUCCGUAUCUGCACGCUGCCUGGCAUGUGGGACCGCACCAUCACUCUGGGUUCAGCGGGCAAGACCUUCUCAGUGACCGGUUGGAAGAUAGGCUGGGCUUACGGACCCGCCCAGCUGAUUCGUAACCUGCAGAUGGUGCACCAGAACUCUGUGUACACUUGCCCGACGCCGCUUCAGGAGGGCGUGGCGCGCAGUUUUGAGGUGGAACUGGCUCGGCUGGGUCAGCCGGAGAGCUACUUCCUUAGCCUGCCGCGCGAGCUCAAGCAGAAGCGCGACUUCAUGGCCAAGUUCCUGUCCGAAGCCGGCAUGCGUCCCACCAUCCCGGAAGGUGGCUACUUUAUGCUAGCAGACUGGUCACCACUGGCGGACAAGAUCGAUCUGAGCUCUGAGCCGGACAAGCACCGGGAUUACAAGUUUACCAAGUGGAUGACCAAGAACAUGGGCUUGCAGGGCAUACCGCCAAGUGCCUUCUACAGCGAGCCCAACAAACCUCUGGGGGAGGACUUUGUGCGAUACUGCUUCAUCAAGAAGCAAGAGAACCUGGACAAGGCGGCCGAACUGCUGUCCAAAUGGAAAUAGUCGGCGGACAAUAAACGAAUUGCUAUCAA
This is a messenger RNA of Drosophila yakuba, 1538 nucleotides long. It is a transcript of the gene Kyat, whose product is annotated as kynurenine aminotransferase. Gene Ontology annotation, molecular function: pyridoxal phosphate binding; L-kynurenine:2-oxoglutarate transaminase activity. The coding region runs from base 157 to 1509 and encodes 450 amino acids. The transcript has 3 exons. NCBI's taxonomy places the organism in Eukaryota, Metazoa, Arthropoda, Insecta, Diptera, Drosophilidae. Gene Ontology annotation, biological process: biosynthetic process. The record is from RefSeq and is a predicted model, not a curated record. Gene Ontology annotation, cellular component: cytoplasm; mitochondrion.